GAAGUGCUUUCCUGCGCACCUAUAAAACCAGUGAAAGCGCCUGCCGACCCUCCAGACUAUCGCACAGUACGACAGCGGCAGCAGCUCUGCCGACUACCGUCUCACCGGCUUUCAUUGUCAAUUGGCCAAUCCUUUACGCUAAAUCCCCAAAGUUUUAUCAACGAUAAACCAAGGCACAGACAUUCAGUUACGCGUCGCUCGCCGUUCCUCGCGUUUCGGUGAGCCGUCAAUCACGUUCGCCGGCUACUUGUGAUUAGCAGCAGCUUAGUCAGCAGUGACAAUGAAAACGAUAGUUGCCAAAAUUCUGAUCGUCUUGUCUUUGACCGGGACACAGGUGUUGGGAUACCCUCCGCAAGGAAGACUCAGUCCAGAUGGAGCGCCAGUUCCUGCGGACGCUGUUGAACACGAGGACUCUGUGGCGUCCGCUUCCGAAACGGGCGAAGAGUACGAGGACAGCGACGAUUCGGACAUGUACAUGGAGCCGGACGGUGCCGAGACUGAGACCGAGACCGAGACCGAGGCCGAGGCCGACGAAAGCGGCAAGGAACAGCAGCGAGAGGAGCAAACAGACGAAGCGGACACGACCGAGCAAGCUCCGUCCGAGGUGACGGAGAAGACGGAAGAAGCAACAAAGUACAACACUAGUAGCCGCGUGGAACCGAGAAAGUCGAAGGACCAGCAAGCGGAAAAUACCAAAGAAACGGGCGAAACGGACGAGCCGGACGCGUCCUCACCGGAGGAGGACAAGAGCUUGGAAACUGACAGUCAAAACUUCUUCCCCUCGUUCGCCGAGUUGUUCGCGAAUCACCGACUUUCUUUCGCGGAGCAGCAGAGAUACAGGCCGAACAGAUUCCUCGGUUACUUGCAACGCGAUCGCAGUGGCUAUCAAACGGCGGCCGCCACCGCGAAAGACCCGCUUCUUCAUCAUCCGCUGCUAGGAUCCGGGAACUUUGGCGUGAUCCGAGGCGGCACUUACUACCCCGAGGAGAAGGAGAACGACGAGUACGCGACCGACGAUGGCAGCCCGUACAAUCCGUACUAUCACGGCGGAAGUCGCGGCCGCGCCAACUAUCUGAGAAACCCGAAGCCUCAGCCGAUUCGCGGCGGCGAUUUCUUCGCGAAUUUCCGAGACUUUGCCGACAUCACGGCUCCGCCCAAGUCCAGCUUCUCUCACCUGUCGGUGGUUUACGCGAACAAGAACGACAGCAGCAAGAGCGACGCGACGUCAACCGGCCGUAUCACGGAACCGAGGAACAUCAUCGAGACGCUGAGAAUGUUGGAAGAGGAAGCGAUGAUGACGGGCAGCGAAGCGACCACCACCGAGCCACCGCCGAGGAAGAAACAGAGCAAAGGGAAGUGGAAGUUGGCGAAGAUGAGACAGUACGAGGAGGACAAAGCCAGGAGAUCCCGUAUGACCGUCGAGCCACUGUUGGCUCUCAGUUGAACGUACCGACAGCCAGGGUUCGAAUUGUACGAUAGUGCGCGGACGCGAGCAUUUCGGGAUCUUUCCGAAAAGGAAAAAGAAAAAAAAAACACGCGGCCACGAGAUAUAGAUGUAUGUAUAUAUCGGAACAAACAAAGUCUGUAAAGUGUUGUCUCGUCGCAUUCCAGCUGUAUGUACAUCACGUGGAUUUGGUGUUUGUGGUGAAAACAAACGGGAGACGUUCCGAAUCCUCUUCUCUUUCGGGUCAUCAAUUUGUUGUCAACGGGUUCUGGGACUGGAUCUCUGUAUCGGUGCGAGGAAUGCGUUCGUAUAUAACGUAGAUUUCGUUCGUGCGUUCCGCUUCGUGUUCCUCGAUUAUCGGCGUCAAUCAACGUAAAUGCGCGCGUACCCACCAUCGCCACUCUGCCGUACUUUUCAAUUCCUCUUGGCAAUUGUCGACGAUCUGGGCGUGGAAACCGCGAGUUUUCAACGAUUACUCCGAAUCGUUUAUCGGCGAUAAGCUGUCAUUUGCGUCGUGCCGUUUUCGCUUCGUAAUUCAACGUUUCGGAGACGUUCUGAGAACUCUAAAAGCGCCGAAAUACAGGUUACCGUCGGAUCCAACUGCUAAUGAUACUCUGGGAACUCGGUGUUUACUGAAAUUAUGCGAAGAUUUCUCAACUCGGUAUCGAUACACCGUCGAGCGAACACAAGCUCGCGUGCGAUGGAGAAAGCAGUUCAAACGGACAAAGUAUGACUCGAUAUUCGGCCGCGAGUUCAAAUUGGAUUGUUUCAUUAAUCGAUUUUCAUGGAGGAAAUGUUUCAACCUCUCUGAAUAUUCACGUUGCAUCGUAUUGCGAAAGAGCCGCGUUGAGAAAGACAGGGAGAAACGCGCGACGAUUCAAAAUCGAGAGCCCGACCGAUUAAUUUCCCAAUGUUUGCGUGGCCGCGUGCGAGUAGCGAGUCGGCAGGCUGGCGUGUUGCGAUUGUGUCAAACUCGUUUAUCGGCAAUUCACGGACACAUUUUAAAUUGAUUGAAUGCACUUGCGCCGUGCACUUUCGUUAUGCUCGAGUAAACCUCGGCCCGGUACGAGUUGUGAUCUCCGUUCAUGGACUGCGCGCCGCCGUACGCACGUGAUCGCGUGCGCCGAGCGAGAAAAUCUCUCGCGACGCCCCGUUAUCGUCAGUCGCGAGAACGGAGUCACGCGGAGCAAAGAAAUCGUUGCAGGAGCGUUCAUUUCCCACUGUCCGCGCGCGCGUCGCCUUUUGUAAAUAAAUUUCAUCGCUCUCUGCGCCAUUUGUUUUCUUUAGUGUUUUAGCUAAAGCGGAAGUCCUCACUCCCGCCUUCGUUUUCGACGAAUACGCGUUUGUUCUGCGUGUUCAGCUCUCAACCAGUAAGAUCCAUCGUAGAUGACUAAAUUUCCACCUCUCUCUUUCCCUUCUUUCUUUCUUUCUACGUGCAGACUGUCUCUCGCUGCAUUCGUUAAAUUCGCAAAGACUGUUCACCUGUUAAUUAAACGAUCGGCUCGACGUGGAAUUGUUCAUUUCUUUUUGUACAAAUUAAACCAAUAUUUCUCUCACAAAAGCAUCUGAUUUUGUUUAGACUUUCACUUGCACGAGUGAAAGAGCUUGUCUUGGCGGCACCUUUUUCUAACUCGAUCGGAGCAAAUCCAAAUCUCCUCUGAUUUUUCAGAAAAAAUCACGGCGAGGAUUCAUCGUACCUGUACGUUCAUAGUAGCGAAGGGGACAGCCGCAACAAUGUCGUUCGCUGUAGAUUUCGUUACACGUAACAGUUGUUGUUGAUUGUUUUAAAUACUAUACACAUACGUCGAGUAGGUAUGAUAAUUAAAUUUUAUCAUCUGUGUCUCGUUUCAUGCAAAUAGUGUCGUCUCGCACGUUGCCAAGAGACACGGGACAUCGAAAUAAAGUAUAUUUUUCCUAACUUA
Molecule: messenger RNA, 3366 nt
Organism: Frieseomelitta varia
Lineage: Eukaryota; Metazoa; Arthropoda; Insecta; Hymenoptera; Apidae
Exons: 3
Coding region: 281-1444 (387 amino acids)
Source: RefSeq, a predicted model, not a curated record